Messenger RNA from Ictalurus furcatus (blue catfish), 1058 nucleotides. It is a transcript of the gene dusp12, whose product is annotated as dual specificity phosphatase 12. The record is from RefSeq and is a predicted model, not a curated record. Gene Ontology annotation, cellular component: nucleus. The transcript has 7 exons. The coding region runs from base 62 to 1009 and encodes 315 amino acids. Gene Ontology annotation, biological process: protein dephosphorylation. Gene Ontology annotation, molecular function: protein tyrosine/serine/threonine phosphatase activity. Lineage: Eukaryota; Metazoa; Chordata; Actinopteri; Siluriformes; Ictaluridae.
CCGGAACUGAAGCUUUUUUCUCUUUAGUUUCUCAUCGAACCUGUUUUUGUAAAGGACCCGCAUGCAUAGGAAGGAUCUCCUCAACAACACCAUGAUCUCAGUGGAAGCUGGUCUCUAUAUUGGCUCUGUGUCAGAUCUUAAGGAUCCUGAAGCUCUGACCCUCACAGGAAUCACUCACAUCCUCAGUGUGGACUCUGAACAACCAGAGCUGUCUGGAUUUCACAUCAGAUUUGUCCAUGCGCUGGACGAUUCAUCCACAGAUCUCCUUAGCAAGCUGGACAGCUGUGUACAGUUUAUCAGUGAUGCCCUGAAUGCAUCUUCGUCUUCCUCAUCAUCAUCAUCUGUUCUCGUUCAUUGUCACGCAGGUCAGAGCCGGAGUGCUGCCAUCAUCACGGCUUAUUUAAUGAAGACACAAAAGCUGAGUGUAAAGGAGGCGUAUACCAAACUCCAGCACAUCAAACCUGAUGUCAAGAUGAAUGAGGAGUUUCUUGAUCAGUUGACGUUGUAUGAGGCUAUGAAUUGUGAACUGGACAGCAGCAGUGUGUUAUACAAGCAGUUCCGACUGAAGAAAGUUACUGAGAAAUAUCCAGAGCUUAAAAACGUUCCCCGAGACAUAUUUGCAGUCGACCCUGCACAAAGCCACAGCGCUGAGGCUGUGUACAGAUGCAGAAAGUGCAGACGCACACUGUUCCGCCACUCCAGCAUCCUCAGUCACUGUGUAGGCAGCGGAGCGUCUGCUUUCUCCCAUAAGAAGCCGAGUGGAGGACGACCUGUGGGAGAUCAGAGCCAGUGCACGUCGUACUUCAUAGAGCCAGUGCAGUGGAUGGAGGAGGUGCUGCUCGGGGUCAUGGACGGACAGCUGCUGUGUCCUAAGUGCAGCUCUAAGCUCGGUUCGUUUAACUGGUACGGAGAGCAGUGUUCGUGUGGCCGCUGGGUGACCCCCGCCUUCCAAAUGCACAAGAACAGAGUGGACGAAAUCAAACACAUCAACAUAGCAGCACUGAAAUGACACCAGCAAACAGUUAAAAACACAAAUAAAAAGAUAUAUUGUUUCAUCG